UAUUUUCAGCAGAAUGAGGUCUGCAGAUAGCAGACAUCUAAUCUCAGCGAUUAGAUAUGUAUUUAACGGAAGAAGGACUAAUUAUUUAAGGUUUGACACGGAGUUCUUCUUCCGGCACUUGAGAGGUUCACGCAUGUUGGUCAGAGAUUUGAGUACCUCAGUUAAAACUCUACAGUAUGACCUGAAGAAAUCAGACAUAACUAAGUCUGGCAAUAGGAAGUUAUUCUUUGACACUCAUGCAAUGGUUCAGCUGCUUGAGGAAAGCGGCUUCGUGACCCAGCAGGCAGAGGUCAUUGUCAAUAUGAUGGUAAAUAUCACAAAUUCAAACAUGGACGUUAUGUACGGUGACAUGGCUACCAAAACACAGCAGGAAAUCAUGUUACAGAAAGUCAUGUCUCAUAUUGCUGCUGUAAAAAAGGACAUGAUCAUUCUGGAGAAGAGUGAAUUCUCAGCAUUACUAGCAGAGAAUGAGAAAAUCAAGGUUGAGCUGUCACAGCUAAGAAUACAACUCACUGAUGUGAUAAACAAAAGGCGUGCAGAUGCCAUUUUGGACUUGAAUGUAGAAAAAAGCCGCGUGAAGGAGUUGACAGUCGACUUUGACAGAAAGCUCAUAGGGACCAGGAAUGAAAUGAUGGAAAUGCAUUCUGAGCAGGAUCGUCACAUGACACAGACUAACAUGAAAAUCGACACAGAAGUGGCGGGCCUGAAGACUUUGCUGGAGUCACAUAAACUGGAUACCAUCAAAUAUCUGGCAGGUUCAGUCUUCACGUGUCUCACCGUCAUACUUGGAUUCUAUCGGCUAUGGAUGUAGACAUCAGCAGACUUUGUUCUUCCUGAGAAAAUGUGUCAUCAGCCUCGGGUCACAAGAAGAGCUCCUGUAGGAGAAAAUGUUGAUUCCUGCAUUAUUGUAUCAAGCUCUGUUAGGAAAAAACAAAGCACAUUUACAUACCUAGAUAGUACCUAUAUACAUAGUGCUACAUCUUGUAUUAGUUUAUGAUGUUCAUGCUUAUUAAAACCAGUGUCAACAGAUGAAUCAAUCCCAAGAAAAUACAGUACACAAAUAUGCCAAAGAAGGUGCAAGAUAUGUGAUAAAUCAAAGAUUCUUGAAAAAAAAUAUACAUAGCCAUUUAUUUUAAAUACA
This is a messenger RNA of Carassius carassius (crucian carp), 1141 nucleotides long. It is a transcript of the gene mcur1, whose product is annotated as mitochondrial calcium uniporter regulator 1. The record is from RefSeq and is a predicted model, not a curated record. Gene Ontology annotation, biological process: positive regulation of mitochondrial calcium ion concentration; calcium import into the mitochondrion. The transcript is spliced from 9 exons. Bases 14 to 811 code for a protein of 265 amino acids. NCBI's taxonomy places the organism in Eukaryota, Metazoa, Chordata, Actinopteri, Cypriniformes, Cyprinidae. Gene Ontology annotation, cellular component: mitochondrial inner membrane; mitochondrion.